This is a messenger RNA of Medicago truncatula (barrel medic), 1342 nucleotides long. Its product is annotated as NAC domain-containing protein 92. The record is from RefSeq and is a predicted model, not a curated record. Gene Ontology annotation, molecular function: DNA binding. Bases 228 to 1193 code for a protein of 321 amino acids. The transcript is spliced from 4 exons. NCBI's taxonomy places the organism in Eukaryota, Viridiplantae, Streptophyta, Magnoliopsida, Fabales, Fabaceae. Gene Ontology annotation, biological process: regulation of DNA-templated transcription.
UAAAAAGAAAUCUAGUAUUUAAGGAGUUAUGUUCCUCACACACAACACUGUCUUUUCUUAACAACCUCAAAUUCCUCAAAAAUCUUUCUCUCUUCAUUCUUUCUUUUCACUUAUCUUCUAAUCAUUUACACACAUUCUUAGUAAAAUUAUUUGUAACCAACAAAAAAUAUUCUUCUUUAUCCUUAUCUAAUCUUCUUGAAAGGACUUAGUUUAAUUUGUGAUUAAUUAUGAUGGAUGCAAUGGAGAAAAAUUCAAGAGAUGUUGAGAGUGAUGAAAAAUUUGAAUUGCCACCUGGAUUUAGGUUUCAUCCAACAGAUGAAGAACUCAUAACUCAUUACCUCUCUCAAAAAGUUCUUGAUAAUUCUUUUUGUGCUAUAGCCAUUGGUGAAGCUGAUUUGAACAAGUGCGAGCCUUGGGAUUUGCCUUGGAGGGCCAAUAUGGGUGAGAAGGAGUGGUAUUUUUUCUGUGUAAGGGACAGAAAAUAUCCAACUGGUCUAAGGACAAAUAGGGCCACAUGUGCUGGAUAUUGGAAGGCAACAGGUAAAGACAAAGAGAUAUAUAGAGAGAAGAUACUAAUUGGAAUGAAGAAAACACUUGUUUUCUACAAAGGAAGAGCUCCUAAAGGUGAAAAAACAAAUUGGGUCAUGCAUGAAUUCCGAUUAGAAGACACAUAUUCUUUGCGAAAUAUAUCCAAAAGAGCUAUGAAGGAGUGGUCUAUAUGCAGAGUUUUUGAGAAAAGUUCUUGUGGAAAGAAAAUGGAUAUUCAAGAUUUGGUAAGUUUCAAUUCAAUUGGAAAAGAACUACUACCUCCAUUGAUGGAUUCUUCACCAUACAAUAGUGAAACAAAAGCUACUAUUGAAGAUUCAUCACAUGUGACAUGUUUCAAUGAACCAAAUCUAAUUGAUGAUUAUCAAAUUACACAAGACAAUGACAAUAACAUAGUUGGUAGCUUUGAUACUCCUAUGUUAACAUCUUCAUAUUCUUCAAACCCUUCUUAUGAUAAUAUUUCUCAUGUUUCAUGGACCCCUAGUUUGUCACACCAAUCCACACAAGUUGGAAAUUCACAAUCCUUUGAUGUUGACAUUUCAUCUAUGAUGUACAACAAUGAAAUGUUUCAAGAUUCAUAUGUGAAUGAAGAAUAUUCAUCAGAUUUAGUAGGACAUUUUGACACUGGUUGCUUAUGGAAUUAUUGAAGAUGAAGGUUGGAAGAUAUUUACUAGGAUUUUAUGAUUAAAAGAAAAAUUAGGAGUUAACUUUAUAAUAAUACAUGUAAAUGAAUUCAAUUUAAGUUAAUAUUAUCCUUGAAAAUCAAGAAAAUGGAUGUAGUACUAAAAACUUGAUU